AUGCAUGAAGAAGUAAAGAAGAAGGAACUUCCUCGUGAUCUCACUCCAUGUAACGAACCAUUUGAAAACCCCAACGCCUGUUCAGAAAUCGGGAAUGCAUGUGCGCGUUCUUCUGAUCCUUCUCGCUUGGAGGCAAGGCAGCAGACUGUGUCUUCGAAACCCUUACGUCGGAAGGCAGCAGAUCUCGAGAUGGAUGCCCCGCAAUUGAAGCGCCCGCCUCACAUUUUUAAAACUGAUAUUCAAGAGAGCCUCCAAUGGCGAAUGGAGAACUCUGCGGGGAAGCGACAGGCGAGGGAAGAAGUUCUCUUCGUCCAUAAACCAACUCCUGCGCCAACUUAUUAUACUGCGAAGCACAAGACAAGCAAGCGGUGCUCGGACGACUUCGACUGCAUGCGAGUCUUGGGCCAGGUGUGCAACAUCGAGAAGCAAGGCUCGACGGGAACCUGUCAGUGCCCCGACAGCACACCUGUUCAUGUAGUGGAGCACGACCAGCCAAGAUGUGUCUCUGCUCGCCUGAUCUUUGAAGACUGCGCGGACACCGCCGAAUGUGCGUUCCUCAACCCUUAUGUGGAAUGUGUGAACCAGAUCUGCACCUGCUCGCCACCGAACGUUAUGAAAAGGAAGGACCUGUGCAUCCCAGCUUCAGCAUCCAAUACUACUUCCCCGGCGGCCAACGUGUUCGCCAUACUUCUCAUGAGCAUCGGAGCUAUCGGAGGCAUUGUAGCUCUUGUGGCCAGGAUCAUAAUUGGCAAAGAAGGUCGACACCAAGAUAGCGACGAAGAGCCACAUGGUAGUUAUCGGAGGCAACGCCACACGGAUGAUCCUCCGAUGGUCCUGUUAAGCAAAGGCAUCAAGCGCAUUUUCAAUGACUGCAAAGAUAAGAUACAAGAUAUGGUACUUCGAAAGCCCGUGCUCUCUCCGCAGAUGCAAAGUCUAAUCGAAAUCCGGCCUACCAGGCCUACCAGAACCUCCCAUGAGAGCACGGUUGUGGUCGACGUCCACGUGCCAUACGAACCGUUGGACUUUGAGGACAUAGCUUCGUUGGAAUCUGACCUUCGCAGAGCAACGCGACUGCUUUCUCAAGAAACGUCUCCAACAACAGCAAAUACUUCACUUAGAGUGACAACGUCACACAGGGCGAAGAUUUCUGAGAAAUCAGUCGAACCAUUGCAACAGACCUCCCCAGUUACCACUCCAAACAUGGCGACAUCUAUGGAUUCUCAACAGCAAGCUGGCGAUGUUGUUGUGCCGCAUAUUGAACACGCCGAAGUGAAUGCGGACCACCAAUCGCAAAGCACGGAGACGUCGAGAAAAAGGCGAGAUUUCAACUUGAACACGGACCUAGAACACCUUAUGAGAAUAGUUAUAGACCAGCUCUCAAACCCGCAAAGCAGCCAGCUGGGUCCGCAGAAUCGAAGGGAGACGAAUGCAGAGUAG
Messenger RNA from Ornithodoros turicata, 1437 nucleotides. RefSeq lists its product as uncharacterized. Bases 1 to 1437 code for a protein of 478 amino acids. The transcript has 7 exons. NCBI's taxonomy places the organism in Eukaryota, Metazoa, Arthropoda, Arachnida, Ixodida, Argasidae. The record is from RefSeq and is a predicted model, not a curated record.